AACGCUCUGAGAGUAUGUUUUGGCCCCCCCCAAAGAAAUUCGUUACAGAUACUGUCAGCCUCCCUCAAUCAUAUACAUAUCAUGUAGAACUCGAUAGUCGAUACUGCAUCGCUCUACUACAUAAAACAAAAUCCAAUUCUAUGGCCUCAAUGCACAAGCGAAUCGGAAUUAAGCGCUGAGAAGGAAGGCGUCUUCCGCCAAUCAGCGAUUAGGGAAAAUACCAAGGUUGAGCUUCAGCAAGGACUUCUAAAUAUAGAAUUUACUCAGGGCGUGCGCUGUCGAAUCUUUAGCCCAUAAACCUCGGGCUAGGGGUCUAUUGUCACUCUCCCAGCGCGCGAGCGAUACUGCAAAUUUUUGGAAAAAUAGGUGUUGUUCACCAAUGCCCUGUGUGGUAAUUUCAAACUGGGAGCUCUUUCUGCCGGUUCUACCUGAGAGCUUUGAGUGCGACACCAAGGCAGAACUCCAGGUCUAUAAAGCCAUGUGGCGGCGCAACCAGGACAAGGUGGUACCCGACACCGCAGUAGCAGCCCUGGACCACUGCGACCCCGUUACCUUCCCGACCAUCCACCGUCUCCUGCAGAUCCUUGCGGUACUGCCGGUGUCCGCUGCGGAGGCCGAGCGGACCUUCAGCAAGGUCACCAGGACGUUGACCGAGGUCCGGGCGACAAUGGGGGAGGAACGUUUGGAGGCGCUGGUCAUGUGCCAAACGCACCGCGACCUUCUCCCAGCCUCCGAGAAGGUGGUCGACUUCUUUAUGAAGUCUGGCUCUGGCACUCGCCGAGCGCAGCUGAAGUCAUAGACUACUGUGUCAUCUGGACUGGACAACGACAUUUGGCUCUUGCGAGAGUAGGUCCGAUUUUUCAAAGAGGCACAACUGCAUAAACAUCGUGUUUUUGUCUUUAAUACGCUCGUACAUGUAUGACAUUUAGACGUGGGGAUUUCAGUUAUGAUGAUAGAAAUAGGCCUAUAAGCCAUACAACGAGCAAAGCAAACACGAGCAAACAUAAUUGCAUCUGAGCAUUUCAUUAUUAUUUAUUAUAUCGCAUGACAAGUGUAUAUGGUAAAGGUCAAAAUUUACAUAUGGAGGCAAGAAGACGGGGUUGUCAAGAUUAAAAAAGGUCAAGGCUGAUGAAAGCAAUGUUUUUAAAUAUUACGAUGUGAUUAUUGUGAUUCUUAUAUGUUAUAUAUUAAUAUAUGCUUAAUAAAGACCAAAAGUA
Molecule: messenger RNA, 1217 nt
Organism: Eriocheir sinensis (Chinese mitten crab)
Lineage: Eukaryota; Metazoa; Arthropoda; Malacostraca; Decapoda; Varunidae
Exons: 2
Coding region: 380-799 (139 amino acids)
Molecular function (GO): protein dimerization activity
Source: RefSeq, a predicted model, not a curated record